CAGAAGGUUCUAGAUAGGCAUUCUUAUUUCGUUCGUCCGCGAGAGAGCGAGCAAUGGCGGCAUCUCAUGCGGCUGCUGCUUCGCUGAAUUCGCCGUCGACGGCGCUCUUCUCGUCCUCGUUUGCGCAAUCCACAGCUUUUGGACGGGUUUCGUUCCAGGAUUUUCGGCAGCGCAGCAGGAGCGGCGGACUUCGCUGCCGGGCGCCGGUCGUGAGGACGCGAGCGGCGAAGCAGCUGUUCUUCAACAAGGAUGGAUCGGCCAUGAAGAAGCUCCAGGCUGGUGCAAACAAAGUGGCCAAUUUAGUGGGAGUUACUUUGGGUCCCAAGGGAAGAAACGUGGUGCUCGAGAGCAAGUAUGGAUCUCCAAAGAUUGUCAACGAUGGAGUCACUGUUGCCAAAGAGGUGGAGCUGGAAGAUGCAGUCGAGAACAUUGGUGCGCGGCUUGUAAGACAAGCUGCGUCGAAAACAAAUGACUUGGCUGGUGAUGGAACCACCACGUCCGUGGUUUUGGCACAAGGACUUAUAAACGAGGGUGUCAAGCUAGUCGCAGCGGGAGCUAAUCCUAUACAAAUUGCUCGAGGUAUUGACAAGGUCAUUGCAGGCCUUGUCAAGGAACUCAAGACUUUGUCGAAAGAGGUCGAGGACAGCGAACUUGCAGAUGUAGCAGCUGUGAGCGCGGGAAACAACUACGAGAUCGGGGACAUGAUUGCUGAAGCCAUGAAAAGAGUUGGGAGGAAAGGCGUGGUCACACUUGAGGAGGGAAGAAGUGCUGAGAGUACACUACAAUUCGUUGAAGGAAUGCAGUUCGAUCGGGGAUACAUAUCACCUUACUUUGUGACAGACACAGAGAAAAUGGCCGUGGAAUAUCAGAAUUGCAAGUUACUGCUAGUUGACAAGAAGAUCACAAAUGCUCGAGAUAUAGUAUCCAUCCUUGAAGACGCCAUUCGUGCUGGAAGUCCUCUUCUUAUUAUCGCGGAAGAUAUUGAACAAGAGGCACUUGCUACUCUGGUUGUGAACCGAAUUCGUGGAAAUCUUAAAGUUGCUGCUAUCAAAGCUCCAGGAUUCGGCGAGAGGAAGAGCCAGUAUUUGGAGGAUAUCGCUACUCUUACUGGAGGCACUGUUGUGAAGGAUGAAGUUGGUCUGCAACUGGACAAAGUGGGAUCCGAAGUUCUUGGUACUGCUUCAAAAGUGGUAAUCACAAAGGACUACUCAACAAUUGUUGGAGAUGGAAGCACACAGGAAGCCGUCAGUAAGCGUGUCAACCAAAUAAAAAAUCAGCUCGAGGCCACCGAGCAAGACUACGAAAGAGAAAAAUUGAACGAAAGAAUAGCUAAAUUGUCUGGAGGAGUUGCUGUAAUCCAGGUUGGUGCACAAACUGAGACAGAAUUAAAAGAAAAGAAGUUAAGAGUGGAAGAUGCUUUGAAUGCGACGAAGGCUGCUGUUGAAGAAGGCAUCGUUGUCGGUGGGGGAAUUGCUCUUCUAAGACUGUCUAGCAAGGUUGAUGCCAUCAAGGAUACCCUUGAGAAUGACGAGCAAAAGAUUGGAGCCGAAAUUGUGAGGAAAGCCUUGAGCUAUCCCGUGAAGCUCAUCGCAAAAAAUGCUGGUGUUAACGGCAGCGUUAUCGUUGAGAAAGUCCUUGCCGACGAUAACUUUAACCACGGUUAUAAUGCUGCGACUGGUGCAUUUGAGAAUCUCAUGGCGGCAGGAAUCAUUGAUCCAACCAAGGUAGUCAGGUGCUGUUUAGAGCACGCAGGCUCCGUAGCAAGGACCUUCCUCACAUCAGACGCAGUAGUCGUAUCCAUCCCGGAACCAGAGCCUGCUGUUCCGGCAGGGAACCCAAUGGACAACUCAGGUUACGGUUAUUGAGAGACGAUCGCGCUGUAAUGUCCCCCGUUAGCAAGUGGGCAGUCAGUUGCUGCCUGCCCUGCGGUGCGCCAGUUUUGUAUUUUAUCCGCUGGAAGUAUCUCACUGCUCAGAGUUUUGUUCUCA
Messenger RNA from Selaginella moellendorffii, 1988 nucleotides. Its product is annotated as ruBisCO large subunit-binding protein subunit beta, chloroplastic. Gene Ontology annotation, molecular function: ATP binding; ATP-dependent protein folding chaperone. The transcript is spliced from 14 exons. Bases 54 to 1865 code for a protein of 603 amino acids. The record is from RefSeq and is a predicted model, not a curated record. Lineage: Eukaryota; Viridiplantae; Streptophyta; Lycopodiopsida; Selaginellales; Selaginellaceae. Gene Ontology annotation, biological process: protein refolding.